GGGUGACGUCACGGGCGGGGAGUGACGUGCCGGUGGCGCGGGCCGCUAGGAGCAGGCUGGUUCGGGUGCCCCCUCCCCCUCCCGCUACGGGUCGCGGCUGGGGGCGGCCCGGCUCCCCUGUCCCCUCCCUCCCGCGCCCGGGCGCUCCGAGCCAAGAUGGCGGCGCUGAGCAGCGGCAGCAGCGCCGAGGGGGCCUCGCUCUUCAACGGGGACAUGGAGCCUGAGCCGUCGUCCGCCGGGCCCUGCUGCGCGGGGGGCAGCGCCGAGCCGCCUGUGCCCGAGGAGGUAUGGAAUAUCAAACAGAUGAUUAAAUUGACACAAGAACACAUAGAGGCGCUGCUAGACAAGUUUGGAGGAGAGCAUAACCCACCAUCAAUAUACCUAGAGGCCUAUGAAGAAUACACCAGCAAACUAGAUGCUCUACAGCAGAGAGAACAGCAGUUGUUGGAAUCUAUGGGGAAUGGAACUGAUUUCUCUGUCUCCAGCUCUGCUUCAACAGACACAGUUACUUCUUCCUCCUCUAGUCUCUCUGUAGCACCUUCAUCCCUUUCAGUUUAUCAGAACCCCACAGAUAUGUCAAGGAAUAACCCUAAGUCUCCCCAGAAACCUAUCGUUAGAGUGUUCCUACCCAACAAACAGAGGACUGUGGUUCCAGCAAGAUGUGGGGUGACUGUCCGGGAUACUCUAAAGAAAGCUCUGAUGAUGAGAGGUCUUAUCCCAGAGUGCUGUGCUGUUUACAGAAUACAAGAUGGAGAGAAGAAGCCAAUUGGCUGGGAUACUGACAUUUCCUGGCUCACAGGAGAGGAGUUGCACGUGGAAGUCUUGGAGAAUGUGCCGCUUACCACACACAAUUUUGUACGAAAGACAUUUUUCACUUUAGCGUUCUGCGACUUCUGUCGAAAACUGCUUUUCCAGGGAUUCCGAUGCCAGACUUGUGGUUAUAAAUUUCACCAGCGCUGUAGUACAGAGGUCCCACUGAUGUGUGUUAAUUAUGACCAGCUUGAUUUGCUGUUUGUCUCCAAGUUCUUUGAACACCAUCCGAUAUCGCACGAGGAGGCCUCCUUAGGAGACACCAACCAAGCAUCUGGAUCGUACCCCUCUGUGCCCCCCUCAGAUUCUGUUGGACCACCAAUUCUCCCUAGUCCUUCUCCUUCAAAAUCCAUUCCAAUCCCACAGCCCUUCCGACCAGCAGAUGAAGACCAUCGGAAUCAGUUUGGGCAACGGGACCGCUCUUCUUCAGCACCCAAUGUGCACAUCAAUACAAUAGAGCCUGUCAAUAUAGAUGACUUGAUUAGAGACCAGGGGUUACGAGGAGAGGGAGGUUCAACCACGGGCUUGUCUGCCACACCUCCUGCCUCAUUGCCUGGGUCCCUCACCAAUGUGAAAGCAUUACAAAAGUCCCCAGGACCACAGAGAGAAAGAAAGUCAUCCUCAUCUUCAGAAGAUAGGAAUAGAAUGAAAACCCUUGGUCGACGGGACUCAAGUGAUGAUUGGGAAAUACCAGAUGGACAGAUUACAGUUGGGCAAAGGAUAGGGUCUGGAUCAUUUGGAACAGUCUACAAGGGAAAAUGGCAUGGUGAUGUGGCAGUAAAAAUGUUGAAUGUUACAGCACCCACACCUCAGCAGUUACAGGCCUUCAAAAAUGAAGUAGGAGUGCUCAGGAAAACAAGACAUGUGAAUAUCCUACUCUUCAUGGGUUAUUCAACAAAGCCACAGCUGGCUAUUGUCACACAGUGGUGUGAAGGCUCCAGCUUGUAUCACCAUCUACACAUCAUUGAGACCAAAUUUGAGAUGAUCAAACUCAUUGAUAUUGCACGGCAAACUGCACAAGGCAUGGAUUACUUGCAUGCCAAGUCAAUCAUCCACAGAGACCUCAAGAGUAAUAAUAUAUUUCUUCAUGAAGACCUCACAGUAAAAAUAGGUGAUUUUGGUCUAGCCACAGUGAAAUCACGAUGGAGUGGGUCCCAUCAGUUUGAACAGUUGUCUGGAUCUAUUCUCUGGAUGGCACCAGAAGUAAUUAGGAUGCAAGAUAAAAACCCAUAUAGCUUUCAGUCGGAUGUAUAUGCAUUUGGGAUUGUUCUUUAUGAACUGAUGACUGGGCAGUUACCGUACUCGAACAUCAACAACAGGGACCAGAUCAUUUUUAUGGUGGGACGAGGAUAUCUGUCUCCAGAUCUCAGUAAAGUUCGAAGUAAUUGUCCAAAAGCCAUGAAGAGGCUAAUGGCAGAGUGCUUGAAAAAGAAGAGAGAUGAGCGACCCCUUUUUCCUCAAAUACUUGCCUCCAUUGAGCUUCUGGCCCGGUCAUUGCCAAAAAUUCACCGCAGUGCAUCUGAGCCCUCGUUAAACCGGGCUGGUUUCCAGACGGAGGAUUUUAGUCUGUAUGCUUGUGCUUCUCCAAAAACACCCAUCCAAGCAGGGGGAUACGAGCGGUUUUCCUCACGAGUGCUGUGCCAGCAGGACCACAAUAUUGGGAAAAAUCAGUGCAUGUAUUCUUACAUGUAUUGUUUAACUACGCUUGUUAACCAUAGCUAAGUCCUUAAGGAGACACUGUGCUGAAAUGUCAUGUUCCAUGUUCUUCAUUCUGUAGGCUUGGCAUACGAAAUGAAUUCAGUCUUGGAAAGCACUGACAUCCUUAAGACAUCAGUUGUUUUAGGAAUAAAGAAUCUGAAAGACAGAAUCUAUUGUCAUAUGUCCAGACAAUAAAACAUUCUCACAAAGAAUGUUUUCAGCUGUCAUUCUUGGGGCUUUUCACUCUAUCCAGGACCUAUGCAAAAUCAACAUCCAACUGCUCGUGGUUUCUUUGGGGACCUUGUCCCUACUCCCAGAACUGUUUCAGGAUCUUCAUUUCUUUUCUAGAAGCUUAUUUUUAUACCUUAACAUGGCAAAAAGUACAGGAAGCCUCUUAAACUUAUGGUGAGAAACAAACCAUAAAAGAUAUUAGUCCUUGGGCUAGUUGUUGCUCCAGGUUAUAUUUGCCAACCCUAAAUCCACAAAGUUAAGCACCUAACUGCCAUUGAUUUCAAUCGUAAUUUCAGUAAGAAUUAGAUACCUAAAUAGGAUUUUGCCACCAUAGCACUUUUUUGGAUAUGGGACUUAGUUAUAUCUGUGCUAGAAGGUCCAAUAAGAUUUUUAUCUACACAGGUGAAGCAAGAUGGAAAGCUGCAUUUUUGGCACCUCCCUUCCCCCUCCCCUCUCCACCCCCCCCAUCACAAGUCUGUGAAUUAAGUACCUCUGCCAGCUUGGCUAUUAAACAAGUCACCCUUCAUUUCUAGGGGAGCUCACAUUAUGCCAGUAAGUUCUCAACCCCUGAAGGUGCAUAUUUACCAGACUACAAUCUUGCAUCCUUUUUAGACUUAGAUUUUUUAAAUCUCAUAUGCUGUCUAGGAAAAGAAGCUAGGCUUCUUUUAAAAUAUAAAUAUAUCGCUGUUUGGCCAGAUCUAGGCUUCCCCUCUUAGUAUGUCCGUAUGGAGGACCAAUAUACAAACAAAGUCAAGUGCUAAUUCUCAGCCACUGCCUCUUUUAGGUGUUAACAGUUGUGGUUGUUCAAGUUAAUCCCCACCUUUCUAAUGCAGCCUUCUCUGAAAUACAGAGAUACGUCAGAAUUACAUGUUACUUAGCCAAAGGCGUCCGAGUGUGAUAUAGAGGUUUUCCUCUCAAUAGAUCAUGCAUUCUCUACUGUGAUGGAAAUGUAGGUAUGGAACCUUGAAGGGAAUGACACUCUCAGAUAGUGGUAGAUCAGAACUAUAGUGUAAGAAGCACAUCUAGGAUUUUGAAAUUAUGUAUCACUAUCUGAGAGUAUGUAUGUUCUUUGGAGAGAUCAAGAAUCCUGACUACUUGUACACCUACCUGUUAAGAGUUGAAGACCUGUAAACUGCUUUUCAACUCCAUUCUUGCAGGAAAGGGGGCAGCUAGUAUAUACUCUGUGGUCGUAUGGACACCUUUUCAGAGUAGUUUUUAGAAACUGCAUUUGAAACAGUGAAUCCAUCUGCUGUGCAUCAGACAAGCAUGAAAAUGCCUUCAUAGAUUCAUAGAUGUUAGGGUCGGAAGGGACCUCAAUAGAUCAUCGAGUCCGACCCCCUGCAUAAGCAGGAAAGAGUGCUGGGUCUAGAUGACCCCAGCUAGAUGCUCAUCUAACCUCCUCUUGAAGACCCCCAGGGUAGGGGAGAGCACCACCUCCCUUGGGAGCCCGUUCCAGACCUUGGCCACUCGAACUGUGAAGAAGUUCUUCCUAAUGUCCAAUCUAAAUCUGCUUUCUGCUAGCUUGUGGCCAUUAUUUCUUGUAACCCCCGGGGGCGCCUUGGUGAAUAAAUACUCACCAAUUCCCUUCUGUGCCCCCGUGAUGAACUUACAGGCCUUAGCCAAGUCCAAGUCAAAAAGGGACCGUCAUAAAUGGUCAUUCAAAUUUUCUGAGGCAUUUGGAAAUGGAUUUGUUCAUUGCAUGUCAAAGCCAGUUCUGUUUGAGGGUAGGCAGAGGUGGUCCAAACUACACAUUUGAAACUGUUCUUCUGUGGUAAGGAAAAACUUCUUUUUAUUUAAACCUAUCGAGCACUAAGAUUUAAAUCAAAAUGUUCCUAUUCAUGCAGGGCACUUCAGAAUUAUGGUGCUAACUGAAUAUUAACAUUCACUCUUUCCUGGAGUGAAGAUCUUGUGUCCUUGCAGAUUGUAGAACCCCAUCUCAGCUUACUUCAACUGACAGCAUGUUUCCUGGGCUUUGAGAGGAGGAUGGUGGCUUGUCUGAGUUCAAGCGAUUCCUACAAGCAGGGCUUCUCAUGGCAGAGAGAGUAGGGAGUUUGUUUUCCAUGUGUGCAAUGAUGAAAUAAAGGAAUUGCCUCCUUACUGCCAACUACUGCUCAGUAAGGUUCUGUGGACACAUGGCUGGACAGAUGACUCCUGCAGUAUGGAUGUGUAAAGCCAUUUGCCAGAGAACAAGACCUGUUGCAUCUUUUUAUAUACAGUGUCAAAUUUUAGGGAAAAACGAUUAGAUUACUUCCCACUACAGGGGAUGGUGGGGCAUCUAAACUCGCUUGUUAAGAUUCAAUCUGAGAUCAGAUUUACCCCAGAAAGUUAAAAGAUCAGCCAGUUAGAAAAGUAACUUCACUACACUUAAGACAGACUGAAAUAAUUACUUUUUUUUUGCAUCUGCCCUGUGUCAUUACUAACUGAAAUACUUUGACCUCUCUUGGGCCUGUCAUCAUCUUCUUGUUCUUGGUUUUCCUUUCAUUUUCUGAAAUCCCUAAACAACAAUUAAAAGCUGAACUUGUUAGCAGGAAUGGGCAGAAGGACAAGUUGAGUAAUGAGGGAGCUAUCUCUUGUUUAUAAAUUAAACUUUAAUUAGAAAUUUAGGAAGUAGUUUGAAAAGUAAAUUAAGUAGAACAUGUUUAGGACGUGUGGCUAAGCAUGAAUGUCAUUCUUCAAAAUAAGUCUCUGAGGUAAUAUUUUAUUUUCCCAUUUCUACCUUUUAAACAAGUACAAAACACAAAACCUUGAGCUUUCUAGUAAGGGAUGACAAGUUAGAUGAGAGAGCGGCAAGAAUAUACACUUUUUCUAGUAUAUCAGAUUACAGGUUUUCUCAGUUUGCAGGGCUACUAAACUAUUACCACAGUACCCUGGAUAUGUGGAUAAAUACUUUAAUAGGAUUACCUUUCAGUUCUGUGCAUCUACAAAGUACUGGAACUACCAAAGAACAUGCUUCUACUUCCAUGUUUGUUAUGUUGCCAGAUUACAGGAACACUGCAAAGCUGAUCAGAUACCAAAGUUGACUAACUUUAAAUUGUUAUAACUGGGUAUGAUGCUGUCCAGACAGUUCUCUUCCUCUUGUGCCUACCCCUGCCCCCCUCAAUCCCUCUUCUCACUUUAAAUCAACAGUUGCAUUGCUGGAAGAUUUGAAGGGGAGCAGUGAUUAGAGCAUUGCUAUAAUGUCUGUAUUGCUGUUCUCUAGGUGAAAUUUGUUUCUGUGCAGAGGGCUGGAAUAAUGCCUAUAUACUACUGGAGACCCAGUUUAACCCCUUUUAAAACCUUAUUUGAAGGCUUGUGCAGUACAUAGGAGUUAUGAUGCCCCUCUGCACAGAAUGAAAUGUCACCCUUCAAGUUUAUUGCUGUUCUGGCAUCAUCUAGGAUGUGGAUGCACAGAAAAGUACAAUAAUUUAUAGAAGCCAUAUUGGAAUUUUGCCAAAUGAAGGAUGACAGAAAUUCUACUGAAGGAUUUACUCUCCAGUUGGUAAAGGAGUAGUUUGGAAAAAUUAUAAACACUGUGAAACUUUCUGCAUUGGUUCUACUUAAAAUGCCACCACCAACAAGCAAGAUGCAUGUUUAUUAGUAAUUUACAAUAUGCCACUUGGCUCUCUCUUCCUGUAGGUAUCUGAGCCUAAUACUUUUUCUGUAUCCCAACCCCCUUCAUUUAGAGACCUUGAGCCACCCACUUCCCAUAACCCUUUUUUCCUAUCUAAGACCUUCUAGAGACUCUCAUAUGCUCUGGCUUCUUUAUAUGCUCCUGUGCCUUUUAUAGCAUGUGCUUUGCUAUACAAAACUAUUUCUACCAGACUCUAUAUGCACUUUCCCUGUUCUCAUGGAGGCUCCUAGUCAAUUUUCUUGGUUCCUUCUUCUGUAAAACAGGCCAUUUUACCCCCGGUGGCAAACCAAGUGUCAUUUUAAACUGAACUAAUGUAAAUUUUUCAAAGCUAUUUGUGAAUAUUUCUGAUUUGUUUCUGAUGAUCUGAGUAUAAAUAUUAGAAUGUACUACAUGUUCUUUUUCUUUAGAUGAUAUGGACUGUUUUAGAGUUGAUUGGAAGGACACCAAGAUAGAGUGGUCAUUUGAAUGUAACAAUAUCCUAGUGCCUUUGCUAAGCAGACCAAAGACUAUGUCCUAUGCAUUUCCCAAUCAGCCUUUAUUAUAAUUGAGUUUUGAAAGUUCCUUUGUUUGGUAUCAUCUUCCAGGAAGGGGCAUGAUUACCCCCAAAACAAUAUGGGAAGCUAGCAUGGAGACUGUAACCUGGUUUCUUUUCCUCACUUGUAGGGCAUCCUAGUGAUUUGGGAAAGGGAGAUAUUGUGGCUUCAAUUGUAUUGGUGGGGAGGAUAGCCUGUAGGCUCAAACAUGGGUUUAGAGAGGAGUAUAUGGGGUUUGGGUUCUGUUCUAGGUUCGGUCACAGACUUCCAGAAUGACUACAGGCAACAGUCUUAAUCACCGUGCCUCAGCUUUCUCAUCUUUGAAAUGGACAUAAUCACUUACCUCAUAGGUUGUUGAGGCUUGAACAAAACAUGUAUGUGAAGGGAAAUUGUCAUCUUGUGGGAGGGCACUAUAUAAAUGUAUAUUGCAUAUUAAAUGAUUCCAGAAUAGCUUUUGGGGCUUGUUUCAAAGCCAAGGUAAAUCAAGUACUGAUUCUUGUGCUUCCCAUGUUUAGUGCAUACAUAUACUACAAACAGUCUACUUUUUGAGCUAGUGAGAAUUCACAAACUUACGUCUGAUUUUUUUUUUUCCCUAUGAUCUUGGUUUAUAAAUUAGUUUACAAUGUAUUUUAAUCCUGGUUUAAUAAUUAAAGGAACUUGAAUGUGUAAUAUUUAAUGGUUAACAUGUAAUCAGAAUAGUUCUGUUGUUAAAUCAGUUUUCAGUCAGGAUAGAAACUAGUUUACAGUCUGACACUGAGCACCCAAACUGUCACUUAUGACAGUUGUCACUUUCCAGCAAGGGACAUUAAUCUGAAGGUAAGAAGCUUAGAAAUUAAAUUCAAAUGAAACUUUUAAAUUUUAAAACGCUUGAUGAAAGACCCUUCCCACGAACUUUCAGACCUCUGCUCUGGGCCAGUGGUCACAGCUUGCUUUUAAGAAAUCUUACUUCCAUAAAAUAAGUUCUGAAGACACUUGUUGUUCUGUCACUACAGUUAGGAGCUUUCUGUGCCUUAACUUUUAACUGUUGCAUUUUUAAUAUCUUUGAUAUUCAGUCUAGUGUUCAACUAGACUCGAGAAUAUCUCUGUCUAGUUGAUAUUUGAGAUUUUAAACCAAGCUCUUGUCCUCCCUCUACAGGAGAAUUUGCAGCGUUCAAGUAGCCACAGCACCAUGGCAGUACCCACUCUGUUACUUAAGUCUUGUGUUCCUACAGUUUCUUAACACCAAAACUCUGUUCUGCUCCUCAAAACCUAAAGCAAUUGAGAAAAGAUAUCCAUAAGCUUGGAGUGGAGCAGAAUGGAUCUGCCAGUCCAACACAAGGGGGGAAUAUCUUUUUAGGAACCAGAAUUCUCUGCUGCCAUUUUUUCUCCUCAAUACAAAAGACCACGUGCAUUUGGAGACCUGCAGUGGCUGCCUGUACUGUUGGCAUCAUUCCCAGGAGAGUGGAGAGGGCACACAUGUUUUGACUUUGGUGCUCAGGCAUAAGGGAUGGAACUGCUGCUUUGGAUGGUCUGCUGGUCAGCUUUCUCCCUCUAAAAUGAAUCAUCAGAGGCAGAACAUCUGAUGAGAGUGCUAAUCAAAAGAAUCAUUCUCUGUUCUGAUUUUUUUCCUGGUAUGCUUUACUGAUUUAUGGGACAAGAUGCAGUAUCCCCUUUUCAUGUUACCCGAACAUCAAACAUUUCAACUGGUCUAAAUUCUUUACUUUUCCCGGUCAAAUUGGAUAUUAUGAGUGGUGGGUAGUAGCCGGGGGAAGAGGUUCAUCUGAAGGAAAAGGGGAUGCUGCUGCACCUUUUUUUCAGAUUUACUUUAUUACCUAUUUCAACUCCUACACCCUUCCCAUUUCCAGUAACUUCAUGUCAUCUUUCAGAAGGAUUAGAAAGCUCCUCCUCUUGUAGGUCCAGCAACAAACUCAAGGUAACAAAAACUGUAGCAACUUUUACUCUCUUUUUUUUUUUUGGCUUGUAUCAUCUGAUACACUGUAUCUAUCAGAGAUACUACCGCAUCCAGCGUCUGUAGAACUGUGACAGACUAUGAGUGGUGUAUGUACGUACCUAUUUUAAAAGUUUUAUUUUAAAUGAGCGUGCAGGUUAAUGCCAGGUACCUUACCAAUACAUAAUAUUUUCAUAAACAUGAAAAACAAAACAUUCUCAGGAUGAAUUGAAUGGAAAUAUUAAAAAAACAAACAAAAAAAAUAAAACAACCCCCCAAACCCUAGAAUGAGACAUUCCAAAAAUCUGUGUUUUUGGUACUUUAGAGAGCUUGUUUUUAAAGGAUUUUUAUUUUUAUCCUAAUUAAUUUUACUCGGUGUCCUCUGAUAAAUGUGUGUACAGACAUGGAACAUCUUGUCUCAGUGGCAAGUUGUUAGAUUUGAAAAACAAAAAAUAACAACGGUACUUGCUGGAUCCACACUGACCUCUUCUCUGUUCAUUGUUUUCUUCCCUUUUAAUACCCUUUCCUCCAUUUUCCCUUUUCUGCAGUUUGCAAACUAAAAUAAAGGUGGCAGUAUCCACAUUAAAUUUCCUUGUUUUCCUGUCCUCCAAACCUGGUAUCUAAAUUGUUGGUAGCUUUUUAACAAGUUACCUAGUCAGGGAAAAAAAUAAAGUUCAGCCAUUGUUUACCUCUAGUAGACUUAUUUUGUGAUGUGAUCUCUGAUAUAUGUGGUAUUAAACAUAAACUAUUUGUACUGAGGCAAGUCAAGCCAAUUAGAAAGAAAUACAGAUUCAUGCAGAAGUCUUCUAGUUCGAGGCCUAUCCCACUCUGAGGCAGGAGAACUGACCCUAUUAAUUGGCAGCUUUUCCCUUUCAUGAAUAAAAUCAUGAUGCUUAAAUGAAGGAGUUAGAUGUAUAUAAAUGUAAUGUUCCCACUAAGUACAUGUGUAUUGGUUGAAGAUGCUGCUUCUUCCUUAACUAGGAGAGUUAGUAGGGCCUUUCCUAUGUACAGAAGAGGGUUCCUGGAUGUAGGGAAGAAUACAUAUCAGUUAUGGAGUAUGGUUUUAAAACCAUGGAAUGUUAUGGUUUUACAGACAGUCUGUUACACUUAUCAAUGAAUAUUUACUGGGGUUAAGGGGACCUGAUUAAUCUGAAGUGGGAAAAUAUAAUUGAAAUACUGUGUAUUCAUAUUAAUUCCACAAACAUUAGCAAGACAGCAAUAGUGAGUGACUUUAAGUCAUUAUGAGAAUGAUACAAUUCAUGUUAGUACAUGAAUAGAAUUCAUGUGUACAGGAUACAUUUGAAAAACAAAAAAGCACAAUUUUCUUCUUCUCUGCUGUGGGUCUUCAGAUGCUGUUAGAUUUUACUUCCUUCCUGAGGUUAAUACAAAUUGAAAUGUGUGGUAGUAGUGUCUCCUUUCCAGUGUGGCGAGCGGUGGGACAUAGUCCAAUGAAAUCAUAAUGCAUUCUUGUAGCACAGUAUCAGAACACAAUAUUGUCUGCAGCAGUUGAGAACCAAGGUGGAAGGAGGCUAGGAACAGAGUUGUCAGAAAACAGUUAGGAAGUUUAGCAAACAUCACCAUCAAGACAAUGAAAAUACUGCUGCUCAGCGUUUGGGUUUUUUUCUUCCCUCUCAUUCUUCCACAUUUUUAUGGGCUGUGAGACGGAGUUUGUAAAUGUAGGGCAUGCCAGAAAUCACCUGCAUUCUUGAAAGAAAAUAUAGCUAGAGCAAGUAUGUUGUUGGUCAUUUAAAAAUGGUCAUUUCAGAGUACUUGUUAAAUAUGCUAGUUUCCCUUUCACAGUUUCAUGCUAGCGAAAGAGUACUUCUGCUAAAAUAUAGCAGUAAAGAAUUCUUUUUUGUCCUUGUUUGAAAUUGAAUUUAUUUUGCAAUGUUUUCAUUACCCAUCAGCCUACAGUAUGCUUCUUGAACCCAUAGGAAAAGCACAAGGAAAGUUGCUAUCCUUGUCUUGCAAAGCACUUUAGAAGUAACACAUGAGAGAGGUUGGGGUGUUCUUUAAUUACUUUCUCCUGAGCAAUGUGCAAACUUUUUAGCUGCUAUUUAGAGGAAUCUUUGAGGAUGCAUUUCCAUUACCUUUUCUUUUCCUUCAUAUAUUUGUAAUACUUUGUGUCUGACCAUCUGUAUUAAGGUCAGCUUAAUCCUCAUGCAGAACAUUCCAGGGAACUUGGUUUGUAAAUAAUUGGAUUUUUUUCUGUUCCUUCAGAAAUCACUAAGACUGUUGUGCAUGAAAACAGGAUAAGUCUUAAAAGGUGCCCUUCAAAUGUAUAGUAAACAGCGGGAGAGGAAGAGAUAUGAACUGAAAGCCCCAAAUAGCAGCCAGGGGGCAGGAAAUCACAAACCUAAAAAUAAGUAAAUAAACUGAGGUCCUUUGGCUAACAUCAGGCGGCUUUCAGCUCCUCUCCAAUGUUCCAGUUUGAUGCACUGGGAUAUAAUGUGCAUGUCAUGGUUUGGAAGUUUUAUUAAAUAUUUUGUAACUGUGAAAUUACCUAUACACUUAUAAGCACACUGCUUUCAGCUCUGUAAUAUCUGAGCAUACAGUAAACCUUUUCUAGAGCCACUGUUGGGAGCACCUGUAGUCCCACUCCAAGAUUUUGUGGAGUCAAUGUCCUGUCCCUGUUCCUCCACCCCCAGCACACAUGGGGAACUGGAAAGAGAGAAGACCUGUCACAUGAUCUAUCCCAUAUCCCUUUCAGUGAAAGAUUUUUUUUUUUUCUUCUCUGUACUAUAUUUCUCUGGAGCUGGAGCACCAUGGCAAUAGUAAUGCCAAGCAGUGUGAACACAGAGACUUUUAAGCAUGCUUCAGCAUUAACUAAGUGCUGACUGGCUCUAGGUUGAGCCUGGUUCUGCUGCUCCUAUUUUUCUUGAAGCUCUUGCAGGUCUUUUACGUAAUCUGCUUCUGUUUGUCUAUUUCUUACCUGAAAUCAUUUAUAUAAUACCCUGACAGUUACUGGUAUUUUGAACUAAAUUCUGCCACUGCCAUUGUACCAUGACUUCCACUGAAGUCAGUAGCAGCUGCUUUUUGCACAUUAGAAGAUAAAAUUUGGCCUGUUAUGACAUGAAAUGAAUAAACAGUAGGAGGUGUGACCUGUUAAAGAUCAUGCCUUUACACAGAUCCCUCAGAAGGAAAAAUGCACUGAAGAUCAUACACAAAUAUGCUUUUGUAUUUGUAUUGGUCUGAAAACAUAUGGAUUGUAUUACAGAACACUUGGACAACAAGGAGCCCCCUCUUUACUCAAAGGCCCCUAAAACCUUGGGCUUUAAUAUCUGUGCAAAGCAUCAGUAGCUCUUCAAGAUGUCAGUGGAGUGGAGGGUUGAAUUAGUGAGCAAACAUUUUGCACCUUUCCAGCCUAUAGGUUUCUAUGGAGUAUUUCCUCCUUGACUGCGAGAGCAGUUUCUGUAGCGCAAACUAUUCGGAGUACUGUAGGCAAGUGUGUUUCCGUCCAUUGAAAAAAUACCAGGAUGUAAUAUUACAGUCUAACGUUUUAGGUACAUACAAAGCACAGAUGAAGAUGAAUUGUGUGAAUGAACAUGAUGAAGGGGCAUCACUUCGAAAAUGCUGGUGGUUUUGCCUCAGUGGCUUUGCUUUUUUUUGUUAUACAUUCUAGUUUAUCAGAGAUCAUCGUGUUUUUACUACACUUUGUUAGUUGCAUGGGUUUAUUAAGUCUGUUUGCUUUGGCGCACAGAUUAAAAAUAGCUUUCUUUGUUGCUUUAGUUCUCACCUGGCAAGUCAACUCAUUGCAGGCAGGAGCAGAUGCAGUUGAGGUAAACCCAUUUUGUUUGCAUUUAGGUUUCAAAGAUGCAAAUAUAGAAGCUAGUAAGUGAGCACCAUGAGCAGUACAUAGUAAUAGUAGUAGUUAUAAAGGGCGUGUAUACAAUUUCUGAAAGAGCCAGAUGGAGAAACUGCUGUGAGUAAACUGAGGAAGUGAAAGGUAGCACAUACUUUCCAUAUGAAGGGAAGAUGCCAAUAAACCCUAUUAAAUGGUAAAUAUGAGGCUCCCCAAAACAUUACGUUUGCAGGUUGCCAAAUGAUAGUGUGCCUUUCUGACUUAAGAAUGCAAUGAAAUACAUAACCAGGUGCUUUGUAACUGGAGCAGUGACUUUGGUUUAAUUCCAAUGCAGUAGUUUUGUGUACACCUGCACCUAAGUAUCUUUCUCAAAAGUUGUAGUUUGUAAACUUAAGUAAAGGUCAGGGGGGUGGUAGAAGAGGGUUCAUAGAAAUGCCCGGUGUUUGAUUCCAAAAAAAAGUUUGUAGAAUACAUGAUUGUCUUUGAGUAAAUCUGCAACUUGAAGCUACUCUGAAAGUAAAACAUGGUGUGUUUUUUUUACAAUGGUCCUUCCAAGGACCAAACAGCUUAUUAAUGUAAUAUAAAGUUCUAAGGAGAGCUAAAAGCAGUAAACAUCCACAGCACCUUUGAAAGAGGCAGUGCAUGAGACAUGAGAUCUAGAUUAGGAGGUUGACUUUGUAUAAUUAGCAGUCAUGCUGUGUAUAUCACAGUGUACAACUAAUUUCCAGGUCUGGGGGAUAGUUGUCAUAUGAAUUACUAGCAUAUAUCUUGGGUUCUUCCUCAGACCUCUUGUUGUUAAAUUUCUCCAUCAACUACUGUUUAAAUGAUCCUGUAUUGUGUAAUUUCACAUUUGCCUAGGAAAAUCUUUGGUGUAUUGUUGCAGGAAGAGAGAGGUUUGAAUUAGAUGUAUUUUGUUCAGUUUUCAAACUGCUGUGUAGGCUUCUGGCAGUACGUAUGUACUAGUGUCAUUUUUCAUGUAGGAGCAUAAGGAAAAGAGAAUGGUCUUUGUUCUUAAACAUUUUUCAAAGUUUCUUCUCUGCCUUCUUUUGAUGAAAAGCUUUUGGAUGUGCUUCUGUUAAACAGACGUGCAAUUUUAAAUGCACAGUUCAUACAAAAUGACAGUCUGGUUUAAAACCCCAUUUUAGUUUCCUUUUACAAAUCAGGGUGUAAUGUUUUUAAUGUUUUACUUAAAAGUUCAAGAAAUAUCUGGAAUACUUUUCCAUUCCCAACCUCUGCACUAAAAGAACUCUUAAGAAAAUAACAUCUUCCCUACUUAAAAACAACACCCCCCCCCCCCCCCCCGCGCGCCCAUUUGUAAUUUUAUUAAAGGGAGUAGGCAGGUGGAAAUAUCAGUGGACUUUUAAACUACCUAUGCAUUAGGUUUAUAUUGUCAAAGCAGCAGUAUAUUCAGCCCAUCCUAACUCAGUCACAACCUACAUAAUACUGUCCAGUCAUUUUGUUUGGCUACGUACAUCAGCUGUAGUUUAGAAUAAUCCUGUGUGACUUAUUUCUGAAUUAGUAAAAUACAAAGCAGAGGAACGUAUACCAUAUUCGUUUGGGUUUUUAAAUAAUGGUUGGUUUUGUUUUGACAACUGUCAUUCUGUGUUGCAUCUGUGUGUUCACUCUGUUUGAACCCAGUUUAUUUGUUUUCUGUGUUUGGGAAUACAGUAGAACAUGAGGACAUGACAAGCAGUGAAGCUCACCAUCUGUGGGUGCAGAUGAUGAGGCUUGAGGGGCAAAAUGGACCAAACGUGGGUGGUGGGUUAUUCUGGGAUGGUGGGGGGUUGUGAGGUUGGGGGCAUAAUUUAAAUAACUUUGUCUAAAUCUAAAAAAGUAUAUAAGUGCAAUAAAUGUGCUUUUUAUUCAAAGCUGUGAACCGUUUAAACAAGACAUGCACAUUGUUCCUUCCUGAGCCUUGUGUUCCACCCUACCCCCUUUCUCCUCACAUGACUAAAACUUGGCAGUGGCCAACUUGCAUGUCUUGCCUUAUGUCUGCCUGAUUUAAUUUGUGCUUAUCUAAAUUUAUGUAUAUUUGUAAGACCUAAAGAAAGUCUUGCAUUUUAGAAAGCUUGUCUAACUUUAUCCCAACCACAUAGUUGGUUCAAUAAAAGAUACCAGCUUAAAAAGUCCUUGCCUAUCUAAAUAUGUCAUUUAAAAAACAAUAAAAUCUCUCUCAGCAGGACUUUAGAGGCAAAACCUGCCCCUCCUUCUGUAAUCCUGGGAACUGUUGGAGCAGACUCCAAAAAAAACCCCUGGUAAUGAGCAAGAGAGGUAGGGGAGUCUGUUGCAUGGGUUCUCCUAUAGUACAGAGCUACUCCAGCCAUUGGGCUAAAACAGCUGAACUAGGAUGGUAAGAUUCCUCCUCCUACCUUCCUAUUCAUAUAAUUGGCACUCUGUCUAGCUCUGGGCUCCUAUAUGGAGCAGAGGGGUCCCCUUCCCUGCCCCCCAUAAAAAACUGAGGAUUGUUAUCAGCUUCCUGCUGGGUCCUCUGUUCCUUGGGUCAAAACGCACAUGCAGGCUGGCCACUGCUUUCUUGUAGUCCUCCAUCUCAUUUUGAAGGAAUUUAGGUAUAAGUGUUUGUAAUCUUUUGUGCGUUUAGUUGCAGUCUGUCCUUUCCUCACUCAAGCAUGCUGCUUUUCCUAGGUUAGGAAAGGUGCAAAGUCUUUUAUCCACAAGGGAUUCAGAAUCAAUGUUUCAUUAAGUUUGUGGAAGUGUAGCAUGCAGUAAUUGGACCCCCUGGGGAAAAGUAAGAUGGCUGGCUUGCUUAAACACAGCAGAGGAGGAGAUGGCAUUAUCUCAUAAUAUACAGGCUUGUUUGAGGAACAGAGUAUUCUAGUCAAGAGUGGAAAGGGAAAAUUUCUAUAGUUUGUAUUUCUUUUUACAUAGUGCAAUGAAAUGUAUAUUCCCCAAUUUAAACUCUGUGCUAACACAACAUUCCUUUAAGCUGUAUUUUCUUUCUUUUUUUUUACCACCAGAGGUUUGUGAGGGUCUCACUAGUCUGCUUUGUCUAAGGUCUAGUAUGGUUACUUAAGAAAACAAUUGUGUUUAGUAGAUUUCCAUAGCUGCUUUUGAAAAACUACAAUGGAGUAAUUGUUUUAAAAAUUGUAUUUAUUUUUUAACUCAUAAGAAAAUGUUUAUUUUCAGAUUUCUGUUACAUGGAUCAUGGCAACUCCCUUCUUUCCCUCCCCAGCAUCCACAGUAAUUGCCAAUACAAAUGAUUUUUCUCGCUUAUUUCCCUCUCCUUUACACACUUUUUUUUUUUUUUUUUUUUUACCCCUUCCUGCUCUAGUCCCUUCAUUUGUACUUUGGAGUCUUUUCUCAUGUAAAUUUGUACAAUGGGAAAUAUUGUCCAGUUUGGUUAGAGAGCAUGGAGACUUAAAGAAAACAUAUUAAAAAAUUUGAUAGCUGAAAUUCAGAUUGAAGAAAACUAUUUCUGUGUAAAGUUAUUUAAAAAAAACCUCUGUAUUAUAUAAAAAGGCAAAAAGUUCUAUGUACUUGAUGUGAAUAUGAGAAUACUGCUAUAAUAAAGAUUGACUGCAUGGAGAA
Alligator mississippiensis (American alligator) is the source of this 16157-nucleotide messenger RNA. It is a transcript of the gene BRAF, whose product is annotated as B-Raf proto-oncogene, serine/threonine kinase. The transcript is spliced from 19 exons. NCBI's taxonomy places the organism in Eukaryota, Metazoa, Chordata, Crocodylia, Alligatoridae. The record is from RefSeq and is a predicted model, not a curated record. Bases 157 to 2532 code for a protein of 791 amino acids. Gene Ontology annotation, cellular component: mitochondrion; plasma membrane; cytosol. Gene Ontology annotation, biological process: signal transduction; protein phosphorylation. Gene Ontology annotation, molecular function: protein kinase activity; ATP binding.